GCAUCAAGUCACCCGGACAGCCUCCACCAUCCUCAUACUGUAAGGUACAAGUGCCACAAGGAGACUAUAUUCCUCUAAAAUAAUGGAUGGGACAAAGCCGGCCAUGGAGUCCAACGCAGAGGAGACUCAGGAUGAGGGACAAGAGAGCAAAGGAUGCUUCGAGUGCUGCAUCAAGUGUCUGGGCGGGGUGCCCUAUGCCUCCCUCGUGGCCACCAUCCUCUGCUUCUCAGGUGUGGCUCUGUUCUGCGGCUGCGGCCACGUGGCGCUGACCGGCACCCUGACCAUGCUGGAGAACCAUUUCUCCCGGGUCACCAGCGACCACGCUACCCUCACCAUGGUGAUCCAGAUCUUUCAGUACAUCAUCUACGGCAUCGCCUCCUUCUUCUUCGUCUACGCCAUCAUCCUGCUGGCUGAGGGGUUUUACACCACCAGCGCCAUCAAGAAGGAGCUGCAGAGCGACUUCAAGACCACCGUGUGUGGACGCUGUAUCACUGCCUUCUUCAUGUUCCUGACCUACAUCCUCGCUCUGGCCUUUCUCGCCAUUUUCGGCUUCACAGCGAUCCCCGUUUUUCUCUUUUUCAACAUGUGGAGCACCUGUGCUGCCAUGAGGUCUCCUGAUGCCAACAUCACCUCGCCUGACUCCAUCUGUGUGGACGUCAGGCAGUACGGUAUUAUUCCCUGGAACGCCACACCGGGGAAAGCUUGUGGAGCCACACUGGGAGACAUUUGUAACACAAGCGAGUUCUACCUUUCCUACCACCUCUACAUCGUGGCUUUAGCCGGCGCCGGAGCCACCGUCAUCGCACUGAUCCACUAUCUGAUGAUUUUGGCAGCCAACUGGGCCUAUCUGAAGAGCGCCGUGUCCACGCACGAGUACCAGGACAUCAAGACCAAGGACGACCAGGAUCUGGAGGCCGAGGCGCGCUCCAAGGAGGGCCAGAACUCCUCCUCCUACUCAUAAGGACGAGAGAUCCUCUCCCGCCACCAUCCAUUUCCGCUCCACACCUCGACCCCCACCCCACAACACGCCCACCCCUCCCUGCGUUAAAACAAACCACCUCCGUCGUGUUUGAUAGUCCCCCACCCUCCUGAUUCUCCAUCCUCUUCCCUUCCACAGUGUUUAUUAAGAGUAGUGGGAGCGUACCCACUCCAGAGUGGAAGAGAAUAGAGGAUCAGGAGAAGCGGCAGGCCCAGACGGAGGCAGAUGUUUCAGAACGGAAGAGCUCGCCCACCGGGGUCGAGCUCAGGUACGGUACAUCAGUUCAGAAGCGUCUCCUCCCCCGUGCUUUUGGGCGGCGGCUCGUGAACGUGGCCCGGCUGUGAUGGCCUCGCGCCCUGAGCCAGCACAGCCUCUCGACACACAGCUCCUAACAGCCUAAAAAAAACAUUGUUCACUGUCAGCUUCAGCCACAGGGAAGCCAGGCAGCGACCAACUUCCUCCGUUUUUUUGGUGUUUUAUAUGCAUAUAUAUAUGAAUAUGAAUAUAUUGUGCGAAUGUGUAUGAAUGUUGUUGUUUUUUUUAAUACUCUCUGAAAAGUAUGGCAGGUACUAUUAUGAUCUUUCUUUCUUCUUUAUGUUUUUGCGCUCAUAGGUUUUUUCUCCUUUACUUUUCUUCUCCAUCUUUGACUUUUUAUUGCUAAUGCUCGAUACGUGUUGCACUAUUUAAAAAAUCUAAAGAGAGUGAAUAUCCCUAAAAAACACAAAGCGCCCAAGCCCCCCCUCUCUCAUAAAAAUACCUAUAAGACUCAAAUCAUCUCAAGGAUUACUGUGCAUUUACAUGGUUGGAGUUGAUAUAUCCACCAAGGUAUUAAGAGAUAAUUUAAGACCAGAGGUGUAGCAAACUUUUUUAAAGGAACCGUUUUGGAAAACAUGCUAAUUUUUUUGCAGAGAGUUUGAUGAGAAGAUUGAUACUUCUCUGAUGUGCACAGUAAAUAUGAAGCUUCAAACAGGAGACGAGCAAAAUCCACCUACCAGCGCCAGUAAGGCUCAAAAAUAAACACGUUACAUCUCAUUUGUUUAUUUCACACAAAAACUGAAGUGUAAAACAAGUUAUGGUUUUGCGGGGGGAUUAAAGGCCGGUGCUAACCAUAACCCCCACAUAAAACCCCAAAAUGUAGUUUUCACAAUCUGGUUUGAAAUUAGUAUCAAUCCUCUCAUCUAAGUCUUGGCAAGAAAACAAAUUACUGUUCCUUUGCAGACCUCUACACUUUUUGCUACACUCAUCACCAGCGGCAGCAGAAAUCAAAGACAAAUCUGUCCGGUUCUUUCAACGUAAAGAAGACACACACCUCAGGUAUCCAACCAAAUCUGACUUCAGCCAGUCGUGUUCUUUUCAAAGCCUCACCAUCUAAGUACUUACCCUUACUGGAUUGGUACGCUGUCCUGUGUGAAUUAUACAGUAAAACCUGUUCCCUCAUUUUCUAAAAUUCCUCCUUUUGCGAAUGCAGUUCACCUGUAAAUAGCCAAAUCGCCCUAAAAGAUCUCGAUUUACACUUCUCUCAACACGGGGAGAACACAGUCAGUGUUUUGCCAUGCUCUUCUAUUAUUUUUUUCCACAAAUAUAUGUAAAUGUACCCUUUGAGAUAUGUGUUUAGCACUCAAAUACUAGUUCUGCAUUUGAUAUAAUAAUUGUAAUGUAACAUCUUAAAUGAUAUGUCGUGAGAGGGAUACAGUGCAGUCAUGAUAUGAUAUGAUGGAUUCAGGUGCUUGUGACGUAUACAUUUUAAAAUGUGAAUAAAAAAAAGGAAAUUGAUUUUUAAUGUUUACUCAGUUUUAGGCAGCUGAGUUCUUCUUGUGAUUCAGUAAUAAUGAUUUUAUGGAACUUGUUUGUGCUUAUUUUUUCGAUGGCCAGCCAAAUGAGUGAGGAAAAAAGUCUCUUUUUCUUUUCUUCUUCUUUUUAUUUUUAACAUCAUGCCUCUCAUAUGAGCCACAGAGACUGUUUUGGAUGUUUACACUCUGAAUAAAACAAGUCAGGAAUUUUCAUACAUUAAUUUUAUAAUCAAAUAUUGUUUAAUAAUCAUAAACUAUAUUCUAUAUCGAUCAUCACUGGUUAGUUUACCCUCAAAAAACACUGAAGAAGACAAAUUUUUGAUGAAGCAUGUCAGUAUCGUCCAUGUGUGCAGCUGUCUAUUCUGUAUAAAAAAGGACUAUAUUGCCAUGUGUGUUAUGUUUGAUAAAUAUACGUGCUUUGCCGCCAGGUUGAUGUAAAGGCAAACUUCAAUUUCCUAUAAGACGAUGCGUGUCAGGGUGUUGUUGUUUCCUCGUUAUUUGCAUGAAGGAGACAUGACUGUGUCUUUGCAGUUUUUCAGGUGAUGUGUAGUCAAUUGUACUGACAACUAUGGUAGGCGGUGUUUGCCCCCCUCCUCCACACACCCCCCCUACCCUUUCCACCCACUCUUUUCUAAAGAAAACUCCAUUGUACUUUGAUGGCAUUGUAGUCCCUGUAGGUGUUUCAUUAUGGUUUUAUUUUUUAAGUUGGAAAUAGUUCUAUGACUCCUAUAUAGUGAUGAUUUUUGUAACCUUCUCUAGUAAAACCGAUAUUUUUUAUUAUCGUGA
Molecule: messenger RNA, 3555 nt
Organism: Toxotes jaculatrix (banded archerfish)
Lineage: Eukaryota; Metazoa; Chordata; Actinopteri; Toxotidae
Product: neuronal membrane glycoprotein M6-b-like
Exons: 7
Coding region: 83-961 (292 amino acids)
Biological process (GO): axon development; central nervous system myelination
Cellular component (GO): plasma membrane; myelin sheath
Molecular function (GO): structural constituent of myelin sheath
Source: RefSeq, a predicted model, not a curated record